This is a messenger RNA of Petromyzon marinus (sea lamprey), 2348 nucleotides long. Its product is annotated as syntaxin-6-like. The record is from RefSeq and is a predicted model, not a curated record. Lineage: Eukaryota; Metazoa; Chordata; Hyperoartia; Petromyzontiformes; Petromyzontidae. Gene Ontology annotation, biological process: Golgi vesicle transport. Gene Ontology annotation, cellular component: membrane.
CCCACCCCCACGUCGAGUGAUCCCCAGCACGGAGGCAGACUCCUCCCCCACCUCCACGCCGAGUGAUCCCCAGCACGGAGGCAGACGGGCCCCUUGCGUGCUUUCGCGUGGGAGCCCGGACGCGGAGCUCCGCCGUGGGGAUCUCAGCCCAGCCCAGCCCAGCGGCCCAGCAGUGCAGAGCAACCGGGGCCUCGUCGUCCUCAAUCCACCUCACCAUUCCACCUCCUCGUCCUCACUCCACCUCCUCGUCCUCACUCCACCUCCUCGUCCUCACUCCACCUCGUCGUCCGUCCCGACUGGAAGGCCAUGUCUCUCGAAGACCCCUUCUUCGUCGUGAAGGCGGAAGUGGUGAAGGCGCUGGCCUCAGCGCAGGGUCUGCACCAGCGCUGGAGGGAGCUGCUGCUACUGGAGCCGGGCGCCGGCUCUGGCGGCGGCUCCGGCCACGGGAGUCACGGUCACCACGGGGGUCACCACGGGGGUCGCGAGGAGCUCGAGUGGACGAGCAACGAGCUGCGUAACGCCCUGCGCAGCCUCGAGUGGGACCUGGAGGACCUCGCCGAGACCGUCAGCAUCGUGGAGACCAACCCUCGCAAGUUCAAGAUGGACUCCUCUGAGCUGGGCGAUCGAAAAGCGUUCAUCGCUCGCACCAGGCAGAGCGUCAAGGAGAUGAAGGACGACAUGGCCAGCCCCCGCGCGGUGGCCGGCGAGGAGGGGAAGAGCCGCAAGUCGCUGCUGGGAGGUGGAUCGCUGGGCGUAGGAGGAAGCCGUGGAGGCCCCGGAGGGAGGUACGGGCGGCUGGAGCAGGAGAUGGAUCUGGAGAACUCGCGGUACAUCGCCGACACCCACGCCCAGCAGCAGUUGAUUGUGCAGUCUCAGGACGAGCAGCUGGAGUUGGUGUCGGGCAGUCUGGGGGUGCUCAAGCACAUGUCGGAGCGCAUCGGCACGGAGCUGGACGACCAGGACCGGAUGCUGGGUGACUUCUCCCAGGAGCUCGAGGUGACGCACUCACGCAUGGACGGGGUGCUCAAGAAGCUCGCUAAGGUGUCGCGCAUGACGAGCGACCGCCGCCAGUGGAUCGCCAUCCUGGUGCUGCUCGGCCUGAUGUUGCUGGUGCUCAUCUUGUUCUUCACCGUGUGAGACGGCCAUCCUGCACCACAGUUGUGGGGGCGCGGGGGAGGAAGGGGGGGGGGGGGCGCCAACACUGGGGGGCUACGGUCAUCCCCCAGAAUCGUUUCCGGCGCUACCCCCAGGGAUCUGUGCCAGGCCAGGUGCACACGUGAAGUGUCGAAGGCUAUCGCUGCUGCUGCUGCUGGCAGGAGGUCACGGGACAGAGACCCCAGGUGGUGCCGCGGGUCGACUGACUUGAAACGACUGGCAGAUGCACACCAGCUGUGGCCCCCUAGUGUGCCCACCGCGACCCUGAGCUACGCACGCACAGACACACGCGCCGAGCCUCCACCCCAGAGCUACGACACCCUCGCACCCCCCACGCCUGCACCCUGACCCCCCCUAACCAAGUUGCUCGCACCACCAUCACAGUCGUCACUCGGCCUCGGCUCAGCUCGGAUGCGGCGGUGGAAAAAGAAUGGGGGCUGCGGGCGCAACGGUUUGUCUACGGGAGUUUCUCGCCGCGGUCCCCCACGCGCUCUCCCCUCAACGGAGAAGGAGGAGGAGGAGCGGCGACAGGACACGAAAUCUCUCGCUCUGCUUGAAGCCCUCUCGUCGUGGGCAGCAGCAGGAGCAGCGGCGGCGGUGGCGAGUUCCUCAGCGUUGACGGCUGUUGCCAGCGCGCGCGAUGAUACAAACGGAUGUCGCUUCAUACCCCCAUCCCUCUACCCCCUCCCCUCUACCCCCUCACCGCUCCCCCCGCCCCCACCGCGUGAGAGGACGAGAAAAAAUUAGGAACAGCAGCCCGCUGCUUUUUUGAUGUGCGGUUGUGCAAUCGUUGGCGGCGCAGUUGCCGGCAACGAUUGCCGGCAAUCUCGUACCGUGGCCCCGGUCUGCUUAGCGCAAGUGGUUCUCAACCAGGCGGGUGCGUGUGGUAGCCCUCUGGUACGUGGGCAUGGUCCCAGCGGGUACGCGAGGUGAUUUAUAAACGUGCGGAAUUUUAUCGUGAGUGAGUCAUUGGUGAAUAAUCACGUUGUAUGAAUUUGCCGAUAUUAAAUCACUGCGGUAAAGAUUGCAAUCCAUACGGUAACCUCGAACGUUGUAAAAGACCUUUCUAAACGCAUUGAUGAUCGUAAACACUGCGGUUUCUAAGAGUAACUAGCGAGCGUGAACAAAUGAUGCGUGCAGAGCGUCCGUUUAAUUUUUAUUUUCAAUUCACUUGCGGUUACUCGCAGCCAGUU